AUGAAUCCCGACAACCGUAAUGUAUGCCGCUUUUACCUGCGAAAAUCAUGUCGAUUUGGAGAUAAAUGUUUUAAUAGACACGAAAAGCCAUCAUAUUCAAAACUUGAUGACGAACUUUCUGUUCUAACUUUUGAAGUUGCAUCAAGCAGCAAGCAUCAACAAAAACAUGAAAAUAUUCCCCAGACAUUGACAAACGAACCAAUUGCACAUGCACCUUUAAAUUCUGCUCAGAAUGUAAAACAAAAACGUCCAAAAAAAUCAUCGAAUAAACCACCAGCACAAAAUUUGUCUGAACUGCUAAGUGAAAAUAAAGAUCUUGUCGAAAAAGUGAGUACGCUUGAAACAUUAGUGAGUUCACUUCACGAACAAUUAAAGGAGCAAGAGAGAGAGAAUGCUAAGCUCACCAAUGAAUUUAAUAGUAUGCAGUUGUAUGAUGAAGAUUACAAAUGCCCUGUUUGUUUUGAAGUAUUCAUAACGCCAACAUUGUUGAAUUGCUCGCACAUGUUUUGUGAAUGGUGUAUUUACAAAUUGUUAGAGCAAAACGACCAGUGUCCAAUAUGUCGGUGUCGAAUAAUCGACUAUACAUAUUGUUCAAAUGCUGGUAACAUUAUCAAUAGAAUGAUAGAACGGAUGCCAUAUGAAGUCAAAAUGAAGUUCAAUAAAUUAAAAGCAUCCCGUGAUGAGGAUAAACCAAAAAGUUUACUACUGCGUGCUGAACGUGAGCAACUUGAGUUAAUAAGAAUUACAUUAAAUGGAUACAUUUCAAUAUAA
Rhopalosiphum padi (bird cherry-oat aphid) is the source of this 771-nucleotide messenger RNA. Its product is annotated as E3 ubiquitin-protein ligase RNF8-like. The transcript is spliced from 6 exons. The record is from RefSeq and is a predicted model, not a curated record. Gene Ontology annotation, molecular function: metal ion binding. Lineage: Eukaryota; Metazoa; Arthropoda; Insecta; Hemiptera; Aphididae. Bases 1 to 771 code for a protein of 256 amino acids.